CUCUGUCCGUCAAGUUUUCCCGUCCAUACGGUCUCAAGGGAGAUCCUCGCCGGCGGAUCGCGGCGCAAUUCGACAGAUCAUGGAAAAGAUACAGCCCUCAGAGCACCUCGAGGGGGGCCUCGAAGUGGGAAAGCCGUCCGAGAGCGCCGGAGCGGAAUUCGACUACGAGCGGAGCAAGCGCCUCAACCGACGGCUCGAUGCCCGCAUCAUCCCGCUAUGUUGCUGGCUGUACCUGCUCAACUUCCUCGACAGAGGCAACAUCGGGAACGCGAGGGUGCUCAACAAGGAGACCGGCGACGACCUGCUCGCCAAGACGGGGAUGACUUCCAACGGGUACGCGCUCACCGUCACCCUCUUCUCCGUCGCGUACGCCGUCUUCGAAGUGCCCUCAAAUUGGAUCAUGAAGCAUUACGUGCGCCCCUCCGUCUGGCUGGCCUUCCUGCUGGGCUGCUGGGGCGUCUUGACCCUUGGAUUUGCCGGGGUCCAGAACUUUGCUACGGUGCUGGCGUUACGUCUGUUCAUCGGUCUGUUUGAAGCAGGCUUCUUUCCUGGCAUCGUGUAUCUCAUCACGAUCUGGUACCGCCACAACGAGCGAGCGGUCAGGAUUGCUUUGGUUGUCGCGUUCUGCAACCUUGCCGGUGCAUUUGGGGGCGCUGUCGCCUACGGAAUUGGGCACGCCAACCGUGCAUCCGGGCUUGAGGGGUUCCGAUGGCUGUUCAUAGUGGAGGGCAUCAUCACUAUCGCCAGCGUGAUACCAACCCUCUUUAUCCUGCCCGACUACCCGGCUCGGGCCAAGUUUCUCAGCGCCUCUGAGAAGAGUUUCGCAGAGGACCGGCUCAAGGAACGCGGAGGCGGGUAUAACAGGGAACAUGCCACGCGCAAAGAGCUUACGGAGACUUUCCUCAAUCCCCGAAUGCUUGCCCAUUACUGUGCCUAUAUUGCCAACGUGGUCACGCAAGGGUCAUUCACCUUCUUCGCGCCAACCAUCGUCACUGGCCUCGGCUACGAGUCGAUCCAUGCUCAGCUGUUGACCGUUCCUCCCUGGGUGGUCGGCUUUGUAGUAGCCAUCGCAUUGUCCUACUCAGCCGACCACUUCAACGCGCGAGGUCUGCACAUCACCGUGAUCUCUAUCGUCGGCGGCCUCGGGUGGCUGACGGCAGGCCUGCUGCCGCCGACCUCGUACGUGCAGCGUUACGGCUGCCUCUGCAUGGCCGCGGCCGGCGCGUUCCCCGCCGCGCCGUCCAUGACCAACUGGGUGACGUGCAACACGCCCAGCCUGCUCACGAUCCCCUUCGCCAUCGCCCUGCACAACUCCUGCGCCGGCAUCGGCCAGAUCAUCGCCCAGUGGAUCUGGAAGGCCGACGAGGUCACCCAGGGCUACCCCACGGGCAACUUCGUCUGCGCCGCCUGCAACUUCUUCGUCGCCAUCGUGGCCCUUUGUCUUAGGCUCUGGUACGGCAGGAUGAAUAAGAAGGGCGAGCGCGAUGCGCGCGGGGAGGAGAGAGUCUGGUCGUAUUAAAUGAAGAUCGAAACCAAGGCGACGCUAGAACUAAGGGACUGGUUACUCUAUGCUUUAAGGCUUUAGGGAGGGGAGAAAAUAAAACACUUUGCCCUCGGCACGUCUCCACAUAGCAAAGGGGAAACGACUAGGACCUAGGUAUACCCGGCAGAAGCUCUUUGUAUUUGGCGAUAACCAGAUUAUAACGAGGGGAACCCGAAGGCACCUACCAGGAGCCGAAGCUAUUAGGCAUACCUAUAUUUCACUUACCUUCU
Molecule: messenger RNA, 1773 nt
Organism: Durotheca rogersii
Lineage: Eukaryota; Fungi; Ascomycota; Sordariomycetes; Xylariales; Xylariaceae
Product: MFS transporter
Exons: 6
Coding region: 80-1519 (479 amino acids)
Biological process (GO): transmembrane transport
Cellular component (GO): membrane
Molecular function (GO): transmembrane transporter activity
Source: RefSeq, a predicted model, not a curated record